GAGACCUUCAGUUAAGCUCCUCCUACAACAUUCCACCAAUAAAUACUGGAGUCAAACACACAGAGAAAUCAAUCACUCCAUGUGAGACAACUGAAAUCGUGUUGGUGCUGGUAAAAGAGAAGUUUUAGAAGAUGAGAGAUCCACAACCAUGCAGAAUGGAGAAUGAAGAUACAGAGGAACAAAAAGAUAUGAUGGAAGUGAAUAAGGACAGUCAAGCUGAAGUGAAUGAAGCGGAUGGGAAACAUCAGAAUGUAAAAACAAAAUGUCAUGUUCGACAGAAAGGAUCUCUGAGAAGGAGAGACAAAAUGUGUAAAAAGAGUUUCAGAAAAGUUGGAGGCCCUGCAGAUCACAUGAGGACUCAUCUGUGUGGAAAGAGCUUCAGAAUCAAAGCACUCUUUAACGCACAUAUGAGAAUUCACACUGGAAAGAAACCAUUUAAAUGUCAUACAUGUGAAAAGUUUUUCACAUGUUAUAGUGCCCUCGAUAUACACACAAGAACUCACACUGGAGAAAAGCCGCACAAAUGCCAGCAGUGUGGAAAGAGUUUUGCCAUUGAAAGUAACCUUAAAAGACACAUGAGAGUUCACACCGGAGAAAAACCUUUUGAAUGUCAUCAAUGUGGAAAGUUUUUCACAUGUUAUAGUGCCCUUAAGGAACACAUGAGAAUUCACACUGGAGAAAAACCGUACAAAUGCCAGCAGUGUGGAAAGAGUUUUGCCAUUGGAAGUUACCUUAAUAAACACAUGAGAAUUCACACUGGAGAGAAACCUUACACAUGUCAUCAGUGUGGUAAGAGUUUUGCCAUUGAAAAUAACCUCAAGAUACACAUGAGAAUUCACACUGGAGAGAAACCAUUCAAAUGCAGUCAGUGUGACAAACGUUUCACCCAAAAAGCAUGUGUUAAAACGCACAUGAGAAUUCACACUGGAGAGAAACCAUUCACAUGUAAACAGUGUGGGAAGAGUUUUGCCCAUAAAUCAACCAUGGACUACCACAUGAGAAUUCACACUGGAGAGAAACCGUUCAAAUGCAGUGAGAAUGAGAAGAGUUUUACCACUAGAAGUAACCUUAAUACAAACAUGAGAAUUCUCACAGAAGAGAAACCAUUCAAAUGCAGUCAGUGUGACAAACGUUUCGCCCAACAAUCAGGUGUUGAUAGACACAUGAGGGUUCACACCGGAGAGAAACCUUUUGAAUGUCGACAAUGUGGAAAGUUCUUCGGAUGUUCCGGUGCCUUCAUUAAACACAUGAGAAUUCACACUGGAGAGAAACCUUACUCGUGUCAUCAGUGUGGUAAGAGUUUUGCCAUUGAAAAUAACCUCAAGAUACACAUGAGAAUUCACACUGGAGAGAAACCAUUCAAAUGCAGUCAGUGUGACAAACGUUUCACCCAAAAAGCAUGUGUUAAAACGCACAUGAGAAUUCACACUGGAGAGAAACCAUUCACAUGUAAACAGUGUGGGAAGAGUUUUGCCCAUAAAUCAACCAUGGACUACCACAUGAGAAUUCACACUGGAGAGAAACCGUUCAAAUGCAGUGAGAAUGAGAAGAGUUUUACCACUAGAAGUAACCUUAAUACAAACAUGAGAAUUCUCACAGAAGAGAAACCAUUCAAAUGCAGUCAGUGUGACAAACGUUUCGCCCAACAAUCAGGUGUUGAUAGACACAUGAGGGUUCACACCGGAGAGAAACCUUUUGAAUGUCGACAAUGUGGAAAGUUCUUCGGAUGUUCCGGUGCCUUCAUUAAACACAUGAGAAUUCACACUGGAGAGAAACCUUACUCGUGUCAUCAUUGUGGUAAGAGUUUUGCCCAACAUUCAGGUUUAACAACGCACAUGAGAACUCACACCGGAGAGAAACCGUUCAAAUGCAGUCAGUGUGACAAAAGUUUCACCCAACAAUCAGGUGUUGAUAAACACAUGAGUAUUCACACCGGAGAGAAACCUUUCGAAUGUCAUCAAUGUGGGAAGUUCUUCAAAUGUAAUAGUGCUCUCAAUACACACAUGAGAAUUCACACUGGAGAGAAACCGUUCACAUGCCAGCAGUGUGGAAAGAGUUUUACCUUUAGUAGUAACCUUAGAAUACAUAUGAGAAUUCACACCGGAGAGAAACCGUUCAAAUGCAGUCAGUGUGACAAAAGUUUCACCCAACAAUCAGGUGUUGAUAGUCACAUGAGAAUUCACACUGAAGAUAAACCUUACAAAUGCAGUGAGUGUACGAAGAGUUUUACCACUGGAAGUGACCUUAAUACACACAUGACAAUUCACACCGGAGAGAAACCAAUCAAAUGCAGUCAAUGUGACAAAAGAUUCAUCCACAAAUCAAGUCUUGAUAGACACAUGAAAAUUCACACUGGAGAGAAAACAUUUAAAUGUCAGCAAUGUGGAAAGUUUUUCGACUGCUAUAGUAACCUUAACAGACACAUGAGUGUUCACACUGGAGAAAAACCGUUCAAAUGCAGUCAGUGUGACAAAAGUUUUGCCCAGCAAGGUGGUGUUAAUAAACACAUGAAAAUUCACACCGGAGAAAAACCUUUUGAAUGUCAUCAAUGUGGAAAGUUUUUCAGAUCCUCUAAUAGCCGUAAUACACACAUGAGAACUCACACUGGAGAGAAACCGUUCACAUGCCAGCAGUGUGGAAAGAGCUUUACCACCGCUGGUCACCUUAAGGAACACAUGAGAGUUCACACCGGAGAGAAACCUUUCGAAUGUCAUCAAUGUGGAAAAACGUUCAGCGGUUAUAGUAGCCGUAAUACACACAUGAGAAUUCACACUGGAGAGAGAGCGUUCACCUGUCAUCUGUGUGGAAAGAGCUUUAUCACCGGUGGUCAGCUUAAGACACACAUGAUAACUCACACUUGCAGUCAGUGUGGAAAGAGUUUUCGGGACAAAAAUACACUUAAGAUACACAAAAAAAUUCACACCGGAGUAAAACCUUUUGAGUGUCAUCAAUGUGGAAAAUUUUUCAGAUGCUCUAGUAGCCGUAAUAUACACAUGAGAAUUCACACCACAGAGAAACCUUAGCGUGAAGACGCUUUGAAGAAUCACAUGGGAACUCACACUGGAGUCUUACAGUCCACAUGAGGGUUCACACUGGAGAGAAACCAUUUACGUGUAAACGGUGUGGGAAGAGUUUCACAUGGAAAUGUAGUUUCAGGACUCUCACUUUGGAAAAAAGCCAUUAAAAUGUGAUGAGUGCGGUAAAAUGUUUAAAUCCUCAUCAUAUCUGAUGAUACACAGAGUGUUUGUCUGUUUGAAAUUUAAAAAAACAUGUUGGUUCGAGAUGUCAUAUGUGCUUUGAGUGUGAACAAUGUACUACUGGACCCCAAUGUUCAGUUUGGGACCCCUAGACCCUGUUCAAGUUUUUUAUUCUGAUAUUUCAUGACUUUUUUUAAUUAACAUAAGAUAAAUUGAGAAUUUUGAAAGUUUUUUUACUUAUUGACUGCACAUGUGAUGAACCCAGUAAUAAAGGUUAUUCUGACCACAAUUUAUUUUUUGCAUGCUUGUAAUCUGUUUGGUACC
This is a messenger RNA of Paramisgurnus dabryanus, 3521 nucleotides long. RefSeq lists its product as uncharacterized. NCBI's taxonomy places the organism in Eukaryota, Metazoa, Chordata, Actinopteri, Cypriniformes, Cobitidae. The record is from RefSeq and is a predicted model, not a curated record.